This is a messenger RNA of Ramularia collo-cygni, 2574 nucleotides long. RefSeq names its product related to RSC complex subunit (RSC1). Gene Ontology annotation, cellular component: RSC-type complex. Gene Ontology annotation, biological process: chromatin remodeling. The record is from RefSeq and is a predicted model, not a curated record. Lineage: Eukaryota; Fungi; Ascomycota; Dothideomycetes; Mycosphaerellales; Mycosphaerellaceae. The coding region runs from base 1 to 2574 and encodes 857 amino acids. The transcript has a single exon. Gene Ontology annotation, molecular function: chromatin binding; protein binding.
AUGCCUCCCGGACGUCCUGUGAAGCAUCGCAGCCCGAGCUCGACGCCCAUUCCAUCCACUGAAGCCGCKUCUGACGGCUUACAAAUACCGGCAGCACAAUGGGCGRCCAUGUCCAAGAUGCUGAAUGCCAUCUACGAUUACCGCACCGAGGAAGGAUUGGACCCGAGCAAGCUCUUCCACCGCAAGAUUAACAAGCGUGUAAUGCCAGAGUACUACGAUACGAUCAAGGAGCCCAUGGCGAUGUCGGCCAUCAAAUCCAAGAUUAAUCAAAAGGCCUACGCACACUUCUCCGACUUUGUGCGCGACUGGGCCCUGAUCAUAUACAAUGCCCAAGUGUACAACGUGCCAGACAGUGGCGCCUUCCAGGACUCGCUUAUAAUCAAAGAGCUGGUCGAGAAGCAUCUUCAGACGUUCGUCAAGGAUGGUUUAAUCACCCAGGAAGUCGCGACGCUACCGCACAUCGGUGAGAUUCCCACAUAUGAGCCGCCUGCCAAAGUUGAGGAGCCCGAGGCAGAAAUAGAGGAGGAGGAUGAGUCGGACGAUGAAGGCGAGGAGGACGCAGACGAGGAUGACGAUGCAGACGAGGACGAUGAUGGCCGGAAGAAGAAGCGACGCGGGCCACGGGCUUCCACAUCCAUCGCCAAGCGUGAGGUGGAACAUGAGGCGGACGGGAAGCGUCACAGAGGGCGGCCUCCAAAGCUGCUUACCCCUAUGGAAGCCCGCAUGCAGGCCAUUUUGAAGGGUAUUCGCAAGCCAAGGAACAAGGCACAGCUCAUGAUCAAAUCCUUUGACCGCCUUCCGGACAAGGCAGCGAUGCCAGAUUACUAUGUUGAGAUCAAGCAGCCCAUGGCCUAUGAUCAACUCAAGCGCAAGGUAAAGCGUAAGAAGUAUAAAACGUUAGAGGAGUUCAUGGCGGAUGUGAACCUCAUCUUCGACAACGCCAAAUCCUACAAUCAGGACGAGUCUCAAAUCUAUCAAGAUGCGGUACAUUUACAAAAGGAGGCCGCGAAGCUUUACGAAGAAGAAAAGGUCAAGCCCGACGAGUCGUUUGCGGACGAUGAAGGCAAGAUGCCCCUACCGAAUGGCAUCCUUCACAAUGGCGAGCUUUACAAAGUCGGCGACUGGGUGCAUGUGCAAAACCCCAAUGAUUUGACCAAGCCGAUUCCCGCGCAGAUAUACCGGACCUACAAGGAUCCGGCUGGCCAGAGCAUGGUCAACGUCUGCUGGUACUACCGUCCCGAGCAGACCAUCCAUCGCUUCGAUAAACACUUUCUACACAAUGAAGUCGUCAAGACUGGCCGAUACAGGGACCACAGAAUCGAUGAGAUUGAAGGCAAGUGCUUCAUCAUGUUCUACACGCGAUACUUCAAGGGUCGACCCCGCCAUAUUGCCCAAGGUACUGAGGUAUAUGUUUGUCAAUCACGAUACAACGAAACAUUGCAUCAGUUCAACACCAUAAAAACUUGGGCAAGCUGUCUGCCCGAUGAGGUGCGCGACAAAGACUACGAAAUGGAUCUCUUCGAGCAGUCCCGGAAGAUGAAGAAAUUCAUCACGCCGCUUGCGUAUCUGUUGAAGGACGACCAAAAGGAGACUGACGAGCUUCCCAAGCCCGAAUGGGGAGCAGAUCGGGCACCGCCGAAGAUYGGAGCGGUUCACAGACGGCCUCGCGGUGAGAAGGAUUCACCGCCCCCGGAACCUACACCUCCGCCGCCACCGAAACUGCCUACUCCGCCACCUCGACAAAUGGCUCCAACGCCAAGCUAUACGCCUGUCGCGCAUCAGCAGCAGCAAAUUCAGCGUCAGCCUUCGCUCGGCAGCGUGCAAGGCUACACUCCUGCGCGUGCGCAGCAAUAUGCUGGCCUUCCGGCACCUUCACCGGCACCUCAAAGACCACUAUCGCAGAGCACUUAUCCGGCAACACCACAGCACGCCCAACCGAUACCGCCGAGACCGACACCAUCUCAGCAGCCAGCCUUCCCGCCAAGUCACAGUAUGGGAGCUGCCCCUGCACACUAUGCUCCACGGCCGCACGUGAACUAUAGGGAUCCACCGACACCCGAGGUGUACACACUGCCUGACGCAGCCAAUCUCUCCAUUCCGCCCGAGGUUCGUGAACAAUAUCAGCGAGACGAGUUUGGCCGCGUGCUUUUCUUCACAGCUCCGCCUGUUGGCGUAGACCAGGAAAUUGCGACCCGUGGCCACAGUGUCCGUUACCUCGCGAAGAAAGCUCGCCAGCAGGAACUAGUGUCCAAGAAGCGCAAAGAGCGUGAGGAUGCUGCGGCUGAGUCUGAGCGUGUUGCGAAGAAAGCUCGUGCUGCAGCUGCGGACAAAAUCUCGACCAACGUCGAAAGUCUGAAGCUGAAAGCACUGGAAGCGUUGGACAAGCAGCUUGCUACAUCUGUUGCUGGCGAGUUGAGCGACCAGGAACUGGCCCAACUGAGCGAGACCCAGAGAUCUAUGUUCGAGGCAAACAGACUGAGGGAAGAAAACGCGAAGAGCCGGUCUGCAAUGAGGAGCAUUCGGUUGGGAAGCACUUUCUUCACCGAUGACUGGGAUUCUCGUUUGGUGCAAUAG